UCUGCAUCUAUCUUUUUGGCAAAAGCGGUACUUGCCAACCAACCAACCAACCAGCCAACCAACCAGCCAUCCAUCUAACCAUCAACCAUCAACCGCAGCACCAGCAGCAGCCUACUACAGUUUUUGCUCUUCGUAACUUACUUUUUCCCCAUGUUAUUAGAUGGGCCAAUUUGAGUAUUUGUUGUUCAAAAGACAGACAAGAAGCAGAGGAGGAUGGCGAGCGAGGCAGGGAUUGCUAGCUGGGAUCGUUCCCCGUUAGGUCCCGCUGUCGCCGGCGACAACGACGCGAGCAUUUGUAACCCGUCGCUAUUGUCUCCAAGUUUUUCCAUGGAACAGAUUAUUACUAAGCUGAAGUAUGACAGAGACGACGAAGACCCCCUUUGUGAUUAUAUCCCCAUAGCACGACGAAAACUCGAAGAUUCAAUCUUAAAAGACAGCUGCAGUUUCCCGUCAAAGAUGGACGAGUCAAAUUCUUUGACUAAGGCGAAAAUCCGUGAAAUUAUCACCAAAAACCUCGGUGGUGAUAGUUCAAGCCAUACUUACAUGGCAACAAAUUCUCAGACACCGUCACAUAAUUUGGAUGUGAUGCAAGAAGAGAACCGUCUCCUUGCCGUGGAGCUCAACCGAGUCGAAGACCUACUGUCUGCAAGUCGUGCCGAAAGAGAUGAGUUGGGAAUCAAAUAUUCUGCACUAAGUGACCGGCUGGAGCAAUUGAUGAAAGGAGAAGCGUCCGAGGCUGUCGAACCAGCCCGUCGACUCAUGCAGCAGAACAUAGAGAUGCGGCAGAAGCUGGAAGAUGAACAUGCCAACUAUAAGCGCAAGCUUCAAGCUUACCAGGAGGGCCAGCAAAGGCAGGCGCAACUUGUUCAGAAGUUACAGGCAAAGGUGAAACAAUACAAGCAAAAAUGUGAAGACCUUGAACAUAGCCAUCGCCAGAGUCUCAAGAAUGUGGAAUUGUUGUCUGACACCUACAUUAAACCCCUGGAUAAUGCUAACUUGACUCAAGCUGGGGAGUUGAAUCUAGCCACUCUUGACCUUCAAACUGCCCUCAUUCGGCUUGAGGAAGAGCAACAGAGGAGUUCAGGUCUUGCCCACGUCAAUGCAAUGUUACGAGAACAAUUGGACCAAGCAACAUCUGCAAACCAAAGCCUCACCAACGACAUUCAGAAGUUGACCACUGAUUGGCAAAUGGCUCGAGAAGAUCUUGAUCUCAAAGAACAAGAGUGGAGAGAAGAAGAACAGUCUUUCAAUCAAUUCUACAAUGAAGAACACAACCGUUUGCACAACCUGUGGAAGUCUGUGAUAACAUUUCGUCGUGAAUUCAACGAUUUGAAAUCGGCAACCGAGAGAGACCUACACAACGUCCGCUCCGAUAUCAACCGCACUGCCCGAGGAAUGUACUCUGCUGCUCUCAAUUACAGUUCAAAUGCAAGACAUGUCGACACACAAACGCUGGUUGCUUUAGACAAAGAAAAGACCGAAAGAACAACUCUUGAAAACCAGUUAAAGGAGAAGAUUCGUGAUAAUGUCCAGUUACAGGCUCGUUACGAUACACUCACCACAGAAUUAAAUACAAAAAUCAAUGACCUUACUCUUCUGAAUGAUAAACUGCUUCAGCAAGUGGAAGAGAAGGACCGACUCCUUAAGGUCGGUCAGCUAAAACUUGAACAAGUGGAGCAACAGCAGAACAAUCACGAGCAAGAAAUUGUCCACCAGUCUCGAAUGGAAACCGAUGCACUCCACCUGGCCUUGAGGGAUAUCGCUCAGGCUGUUAUUAACGACGCCGACCUCUCUUGCACUGCAGACGCUACAUCGGCUGACCAACCCGACACAAUCGAACCAGUGUUGACUUCAACCUCAUUCCGCCCUCGGUCUACCUCACCCGGCCACUCAAUGUCACCCAAGAAACGGAACCGCUCCAUGUCGCCGUUGACCCGAUCUCGAUCUCCAGCAUUUGCCGACGCAACUUUCUCGGCUGUCCAAGCGGCACUCAACAAACGACAAAUGCAAGUCCAGGAAUUAAAAGCCAAAUUGGGUUCAAGUCGGGACCACAUUGUCUCAUUGCGAAUGUCUCUAGAAUCUGCAGACACUGACCGGCGUAAAUCAGAACAGGCAAUUACAUCAUUGAAAACGAUAUCGAAGAUGCGUCGAGAUUAUGUUGAUUCCAACCGUGACAGAGAUCGAAUCAAAAACGUCCUUAAUUUAACGGGUAACGAACGCUCUCAAUUAGAAAAGAUCCGUGAAUCCUUAAACGAACAAAUCGAAGGAUUCCGUGUGGAGAACGAUAAGCUUCAGGCAGCAAAUGCCGAAAUCCAGCGCCAGCGAGAUAAUCUCGAAGACGAGAAAGAUGAUAUCCUACAAGAUAAAGAAAGGCAGAUUAAAGAAAACGAAAGAUGCCACAAAGUCAUAGAACAACUUGAGAAUAAGAUUUCAUCACUGAAAGAAGAGAUUGUUUUUAACAAAGAGCAGCUGAACAAAACACUUCUUGAGAAAGAAGUACAGGAACACAAGUCGUUUGAGUUGGCUGACAUUCUGGGCAAAUCUGAGCUGAAAAAGUCAGAAACCGAGGUGGAAGUGAACAAACUGAAAGCUGAAAAUGCUGGCUUGCAGGAUAAUUUACUGAAACUUCAGUCCUUGAAUGAAAGUCUCGGCCAGGACAAAAUAGAACUGAACAAGAUUAUUAUGCAGCUUGAAAACGAAAAGGUUUCUCUAAGCGGUGAAAAGCAGUCCCUGGAGCAAGAGAAAUUUGGCAUUAAAGAGGAGCUGGUGAGGGUGGAACAGGAGAAAAUGGACUUGGAUACAGAGAAAAUGUCUCUCAACCAGACACUGAAUCUGAGUGAAAUGACACACAGACAGCUCGAAGAAGAGAUUCACGCCGUCAACUUAGAGAAAGCUGAAGUUAUUGAACAAUUGAAUACGCUGUCUCGUCAGAAACAGGCCCUGGCUGAAGAGUUGCUGGCAUUGCGCAAAGAACUGGAACGUCACAAAACAAUAAUCUCGAAGAUCAACAAGGACAAGGAACAGCUGACUCAACAGAAUGCAGAACUGGUUGUUCAAGUCACAGCAACGGAGAGGGAAAACCGACAGCAAAGCGAAGUCAUCGCUGCUAUUAGAACCGACAAAGACAGCUUAGAGAACACUUUGUAUGAGGUCCAACAGGAAAAUACUCAGCUCCGAGCAAGGAAAGAACAGCUCGAAGGAGAAAAUCAAGAUAUGAUUAUUCGGAAAGAAAAUCUUCAAGCUGAAAUCCAAAGGAUCUUGAAAGACAAGGAAAUAGACACUGAACGUCUCGAAAGACAGAAAGAAUUGCUUAAUACUCGUCUCCAGCAGCUCGAAAAAGAUCUUCAAGUGGCCUUAAAACAGGAACAGCAAUCUCAUGAAGAAGAUGUCGAGCGACUUAACAGAGAAAAGGAAAGCCAAUGCUUGGACUUCAAAUCUCAACGUGAGCAGAUGUUACACCAACAUAAUUUGGAGAGAGAAGAACUUGGCAACCAAUUAGGUUUGGAGAAAGCACAACUUGAGGAAGCAUUAGCUGCCAUUCAACGAGAACGGGACGAAUCUUUGUUAUUGGCAGAAAAUGAAAAGCAACAGGUGAUCUCAUUAUUGGACCAAGAGAAAACUUCCCUCCUGGACAGAAACAACAUGAUUCAACAGGAAUUGACCAGUUUACAAGUGGAAUACAACAAACUGAAGAGAGAGGCUUUGUUGAAGCAAGAACAAGACCGUGAUGUUGCCAACAGUUUGCAGUCAGAACUGAAGAACUUCCAAGACCAGUUUGAAGAAUCAACGAAUGCAAACGAGAAGGAGAUUAAAGAUCUGACAAACAGAACAAAAGAGCUGCAGCGUUACCGUGAAGUGGCUCUGAAAGAAGUUGCCGAACUGAAGAUCCAAUUGAAACUGGUGGAAGAGGCCAGGGACAGUGUACGGCGGGACCUGAUUGAAGCCAACCGUAAAAUAAGACAAGUUGAAGAACAAAAGGAAUUGAUGAGGAAAGAUGCGAUGGAACUGAAGAGGAAUAUCUAUGAUGAAACCAGAGAGAAGGAAGCUUUGGAACGGGCAUCAGAUGAACUCCGUAAUUCCGUCAAGAAGUGUGAGGGAGAGAAAAUGGAACUGAGUCGGCACUUGCAAGAAUAUCAGCAAAAGAAUGGAGUGAUUGAAGAACAGAAAAUGGUCAUCCAGAAGGAAGCUGGAGAACUGCGCAAUAACCUGCGUGAAGUCGAAAAAGCUCGUUUGGAUGCACGUCGAGAAUUGCAAGAGUUGCGUCGCCAGGUGAAGUUACUUGACGGUGAACGCAGCAAACUGGGUAAAGAAGUGAACGAACUUCAGGCCAGGGUCUCCCGUGAUGAGGAGCGGGAAGAGGAAACAAGGAAAGCUUCCUUUGAUCUGAAACAGAAGGUUGUGGAAACUGAAGCCAGUCGGGAGGCUCUCCGUAAAGAAUUGGCCAACGUCCAGAGAAAGAUGGCGGAAAUUCAGGACGAAUAUCGUCUGAAGGAGAAGAAUUUCAUUAUAACACUCGAAGACAGCAGCCACACUGAGAAGAAACUGGAAGACCAGAAGAAGAAUCUCGAAGUGGUGCUUGACAACACCAAUAGUGAAUUAUCAGAACUUCGUCUCAAGCUGAGUGGUGCCGAGGGCAGAGUAAACGCUCUCGAAACCCAACUGUCACGUCUUGAAGGGGCCAAGAGAGAUGUGGAAUACAAAAUGAGCAGCAUUGUAUCUUCUCUGCGCCGAACUAUUGGCUUUAAGCAAGAUACAAACAAUCCUAUUAACAUGUUUCGUUCUCGUAGUCCGAGCCCUCGUCGCAAUCGCCCUAUUUCACCAACCAAAGGUUUUGAUAAUACUUUUGCUACUACUACUGCUGAAAGCCGUGGCACACCUAUUCCUCGGACUGGAUCUCCUGAUCGCUCUCAAAGUCCUGCUGCCAGGCCAUUUUCUAGAAAUAUGUCUCCAAACCGAAUGGAUUCCAAUUCCCUCGUACAAGCUGCCAAUGUUGAUCCCGAGCAGGUCCGUCGAGCACUCAGGGAUUUCAUUCAACAACUUACCAAAGCAGAGAAAGAUAGAGAUGAUGCUUUGGCCCAUGUUCGAAGUCUUGAGACACAGAUGGAAGACAGCGAAGAGUCACGGAACCAGAUAGAAUCACGUCUCAGACAACUUCAGAAGUCAUUAAUGGAAGUGGAAGAAGAUAAACGAGGCAUCGACGGCCGUCUUGCGAGCGCCCAGACUGCCCUGAUGCUGCAAGAAGAGACCAUCCGACGGAAUGAACGGGAGAGGAAGCUACUGUCGGAGAAAGUCUCAACUUUGGAACGGAACCUUUCGAACCUCGAGUCAGAGAAGAGACAACUGCAAGAAAAGGUAUCAAAGAUGAAGAUGAAUGAUAUACGUGUGGACGAAGAAAAGAAACAACUUCGUGUCACCCUCGAAGAAACUGAGAACCGGGUGACCAAAGUGGAAUUGGCACGGCGAGCUUUGGAAGGAGAAUUACAACGUUUCAAGAUGACCAUGACAGACAAGGAAACAGAAAACCAGGUUCAGCAAGAUAGGAUUGAAACCCUCACCAAGCAGGUGCAAGACCUUGAAAGUAAAGUGCAGUCAAGCCAAUUAACAACUGAAAGACUAAACCUGAAUUUGGCCAAGACUGAAGCUACUGGCAAUCAACACAAGGACAAGGUCCAAGCAUUGAAUAUGUCACUAUCGGACAGUGCGUCUACAAUCAACAACAUGAAUGAAAGAAUCAACCAGAUGCAACGGGCCCUCACCAGUAGCGAACAUGACCGUCGUGUACUCCAAGAAAGACUGGACGCUUCCAAGCAAUCCUUGAAUGAGAUAAAGAAACAGAGCCAGAACCUGAUGGACCGUAUACAAUCGAUGCAGAACGAUAACACUGAGAUGGAACUGCGUAAUUCUGAGUUAGAAGGACAACUCAGACAAAACCAUCAGAUGCUGAUUAAACGGCAAGAACAGGAACAGGAACUGAACCAACGCUUGCAGAAAAUCCAGUCAGAGAAGAUCUCUUUGCAAGAACAACUUACCAAUUAUCAGCAGGAGUUUUCUCAUAUUGAAACAGAGAAGAAAGAAUGGGAAAGAUCUCAGAUCCGUCUGGAGAAGGACAAGAAUGCCUUGAGAAAGACGCUCGAUAAGGUGGAGAGAGAGAAGCUGAAGACAGAGGAGGUGGCUAGCAAGAGUUUCCUCGAACGCAACCAUCUUGACCGCAGUCUUAUCAAAUUGGAAGAGGAUAACAAUGAUCUGAAACAGCAGAUACAUCAACUGCAGGCCCAGCUGGCAGAGACAGAGCAAAACCACGCACAACGUUUAAUUGACAUGACCACUCGGCACCGGGCUGAAACAGAAAUGGAAACAGAAAGACUACAAACAGCCAAGUUACAGGCUGAACGUACCUUAGAGGUCAGAGAACAUUCUCAUAGACAACGUGUGAAGGGCUUAGAAGAACAGGUAUCAACUCUUAAGGACCAGCUGAAACAAGAGAUUCAGAAACGACAGAGCUACAUCUCUCGCAGUGUUCGUACUGGAGAUGAGAUCAAGGAUAUCCGCUUCCUCUUAGAUAACUCCCUAUCCAAUGUCACCCGUGACAGCAGUCUAAACCCACUUUUGCUAGAACACGAGACUAAAAAACUCGAUCUAAUGCACAAGGGCGUCUCACCUCCCGUCAAACUAUCUCCAGUGCGCAGUCACUCCCCGUUGCGCACUGGUGGCGCCGGCCACUUGCACAGAAAUGUCACCAACUCAUCCUUUCGCCAUAAAGUAAAAAAGUAGACUUCCUUCUGCUUUUCUUUCUCCCCCUUUUUAACAUCAAGUGAUCCGUGGCCUUAUUAGGAAACAUGUCUGUUUUCUAUAAAUUUGUAUUUUUUUUUUUCAAAUCAUUUAAAAAUCUAUUUCUCAUCUCUCUCUCUCACACACACACACUCUUUCUCUCUCUUUCUUUCUUUCUCUCACACACACAAGCACAUAUACUUUGUUAGGUAACUCUCUUUCAUUCCCACUUUUCUUUGUAAGAAUAUUGUGUAUGGUUGCAAUGUAUGUUUUGUGUAUAUGUGAUUAAAUAUUUCAUGAUGACAAUAAUGAUAAUAAUAUCAAUAAUGUAAAAAUAGAAAAAAAAAAGAAAAUAUCACUGUUACAAAUGAAUUAUGUUAUUCAUUGCAUGACAAAAACAAAAGAAAAAAAAGCCCCCCCGAACAAAACAUAUCACUUGUUAGGUUUAGCUUUUAAAAUGAAUGUUUCA
Octopus sinensis (East Asian common octopus) is the source of this 7237-nucleotide messenger RNA. Its product is annotated as rootletin. Bases 214 to 6771 code for a protein of 2185 amino acids. NCBI's taxonomy places the organism in Eukaryota, Metazoa, Mollusca, Cephalopoda, Octopoda, Octopodidae. The transcript is spliced from 33 exons. The record is from RefSeq and is a predicted model, not a curated record.